Molecule: messenger RNA, 1605 nt
Organism: Equus quagga
Lineage: Eukaryota; Metazoa; Chordata; Mammalia; Perissodactyla; Equidae
Gene: SMYD3
Product: SET and MYND domain containing 3
Exons: 13
Coding region: 58-1395 (445 amino acids)
Cellular component (GO): nucleus
Molecular function (GO): histone H4 methyltransferase activity; protein binding
Source: RefSeq, a predicted model, not a curated record
GCCCGCGAGACGCCAGCUGCGGGACACGGCGGCUCUCUGAGGCGGGAGCUGAGGAGGAUGGAGCCGCCAAAGGUGGAAAAGUUCAUCACCGCCGACAAGGGAAACGGGCUGCGCGCCUUGGUGCCGCUGCGCCCCGGGGAGCUGCUCUUCCGCUCGGAUCCCCUGGCGUACACGGUGUGCAAGGGGAGUCGUGGCGUCGUCUGCGACCGCUGCCUCCUCGGGAAGGAAAAGCUGAUGCGAUGUUCUCAGUGCCGAGUUGCCAAAUACUGUAGUGCUAAGUGUCAGAAAAAAGCUUGGCAGGACCACAAGCGGGAAUGCAAAUGCCUUAAAAGCUGCAAACCCAGAUAUCCUCCAGACUCUGUGCGACUUCUUGGCAGAGUUGUUUUCAAACUUAUGGAAGAAACACCCUCCGAAUCGGAGAAGCUUUACUCAUUUUAUGAUCUGGAGUCAAAUAUUAACAAACUGACUGAAGAUAAGAAAGAGGGCCUUAGGCAACUUGCAAUGACAUUUCAACAUUUCAUGAGAGAAGAAAUACAGGAUGCUUCUCAGCUGCCACCUUCCUUUGACGUUUUUGAAGCCUUUGCAAAAGUUUCAGGUUCCAAUGAAGUCUGGCACCUGUGUGUGUCAUCAUCCUCUGAGGUGAUCUGCAACUCUUUCACCAUCUGUAAUGCAGAGAUGCAGGAAGUCGGUGUUGGCCUAUAUCCUAGUAUGUCUUUGCUCAAUCACAGCUGUGACCCCAACUGUUCGAUUGUGUUCAACGGGCCCCACCUCUUACUGCGUGCAGUCCGAGACAUUGAGGCGGGAGAGGAGCUUACCAUCUGCUACCUGGACAUGCUGAUGACCAGCGAGGAGCGCCGGAAGCAGCUGAGGGACCAGUACUGCUUUGAAUGUGACUGUUUCCGAUGCCAAACCCAAGACAAGGAUGCUGAUAUGCUAACUGGUGAUGAACAUGUAUGGAAAGAAGUUCAAGAAUCCUUGAAAAAAAUUGAAGAACUGAAGGCACAUUGGAAGUGGGAACAGGUUCUGGCCAUGUGCCAGACGAUCAUAAGCAGCAACUCAGAACGGCUUCCCGAUAUCAACAUCUACCAGUUGAAGGUGCUCGACUGCGCUAUGGAUGCCUGCAUCAACCUUGGUCUGCUGGAGGAGGCAUUGUUCUACGGUAUUCGGACCAUGGAGCCAUACAGGAUCUUUUACCCGGGAAGCCACCCCGUCAGAGGUGUGCAGGUGAUGAAGGUUGGCAAACUGCAGUUACACCAAGGCAUGUUUCCCCAGGCCAUGAAGAAUCUGAGACUGGCUUUUGAUAUUAUGCGAGUGACACAUGGCAGAGAGCACAGCCUGAUUGAAGAUUUGAUUCUACUCUUAGAAGAAUGCGACGCCAACAUCAGAGCAUCCUAAGGGAACCCAGUCAGAGGGAGAGGCAGCUCACAGCUGUGUUGAAUGCCUCACCGAGGUCACGCACUGUACUCUGUAUGCGCUGUGACGUACAGAGUUGGAAGUGCUGUUCUGGGUUUGUGUAGGUAAAUAAAGCAGACAUAUGAUUUCAAACCACAAGAAUCAUUAGUUGUAGAGAAACAAUUAUAAUAAAUGUAAAAAUUUGGUUGAAAA